AUUUUAAGGUGAUGAGAAACCAUGAAAGCGAAAUUAAAUUCUACCAACAAUUCUACAGCCGGAUGCAAUAAAUUUAGUGAUACAUCUGCUGGCUUAUUCUGAGAAGGACCUGCUACAUUUUCAUCGGUACUAUGAGUACUAUCAUCAUUAUUGUCACUCAGUAGAACUACCCAUAGUUUGGAAAAUGAUUCUGACGGUAUCGUGCAAAGUGCCGUGUCCAGAUGAUGUAUCAACGAAUCAAUCAAAGUUAUUGUAUGAGGCACCAGUGCAUAGGUUUGGCAAAUGAGUGAUACCUUCAGGACAAAUUUUAGAACUCAAACUGGAGAUUUUAAUACAAUACUCAUAAAAAUGUCAAUCAAUAUCAGAUGCGCCAAUACUGAGGAUUUAUUAAAUAUUCAGCAUUGUAAUUUGCAGUGCUUGCCAGAAAAUUAUCAAAUGAAAUACUAUUUAUAUCAUGCUCUGUCAUGGCCUCAAUUAAGUUAUGUAGCUGAAGAUGAAAAAAACCGCAUAGUUGGAUAUGUUUUAGCUAAAAUGGAAGAAGAUUGUGAAGAUAAUCCGCAUGGUCAUAUUACAAGUUUAGCGGUUAAAAGAUCUCAUCGAAGAUUAGGCAUUGCUCAAAAACUAAUGAAUCAAGCUUCUAGAGCAAUGGUUGAAUGUUUUGGAGCAAAGUAUGUAUCCUUGCAUGUACGAAGAAGCAAUCGUGCUGCCUUAAAUUUGUAUACAAGUAGUUUACAUUUUCAAGUUUCUGAAGUAGAACCAAAGUAUUAUGCUGAUGGUGAAGAUGCUUAUGCCAUGAAAAGAGAUUUAACAAACUUUAAGCAAGAUUGUCAUUCAUCAAAGGAAAGCACAAGUGUAGAUUUUUAUUCAUCAAAUAAGAAAUGUUGCGAGCACAAUGAAUAAAUCAAGUACUUGAGUAAUCUGUAUUUAAAAUGUAAUCAUCUUAUUUUAUAAUUUUCAGAUUUAAAUAAACAUAAUAAAAGUACAUAAAACUC
Nasonia vitripennis (jewel wasp) is the source of this 992-nucleotide messenger RNA. It is a transcript of the gene vnc, whose product is annotated as N-alpha-acetyltransferase daf-31. Gene Ontology annotation, cellular component: NatA complex. Gene Ontology annotation, biological process: N-terminal peptidyl-glutamic acid acetylation. Gene Ontology annotation, molecular function: protein N-terminal-serine acetyltransferase activity; protein-N-terminal-glutamate acetyltransferase activity. The transcript is spliced from 3 exons. The coding region runs from base 283 to 900 and encodes 205 amino acids. Lineage: Eukaryota; Metazoa; Arthropoda; Insecta; Hymenoptera; Pteromalidae. The record is from RefSeq and is a predicted model, not a curated record.